Tachysurus vachellii is the source of this 2314-nucleotide messenger RNA. RefSeq names its product galanin receptor type 1-like. Gene Ontology annotation, molecular function: galanin receptor activity. The record is from RefSeq and is a predicted model, not a curated record. Lineage: Eukaryota; Metazoa; Chordata; Actinopteri; Siluriformes; Bagridae. The coding region runs from base 1 to 1101 and encodes 366 amino acids. Gene Ontology annotation, cellular component: membrane. The transcript has 3 exons. Gene Ontology annotation, biological process: positive regulation of cytosolic calcium ion concentration; G protein-coupled receptor signaling pathway; negative regulation of adenylate cyclase activity.
AUGCAGUGUUUUUGGGACACAGUGGACCUUAUGGACUUAAAGGAAGGGAUGAACAGAUCUGGUGCGAGCGACCACACUGCUGGAUGGUGUGAGAACGGAACAGAGGAGGCGGCGGUUCCGGGGAAGCUGGCGCUCGGCAUCGGCGCGGACAACGUUGUCGCCCUGCUAGCGUUCGCGCUCAUCUUUGCGCUGGGUGUCCUGGGUAACUCAGUGGUGAUCGCGGUGCUUGCGCGCAGACGUCCCGGUGCGCCGCGCGGCACCACUAACAUCUUCAUCCUGAACCUGAGCGUGGCCGACUUGUCCUACCUGCUCUUCUGUGUGCCCUUCCAGGCCACCGUGUACGUGCUGCCCACCUGGGUGUUAGGCGCGUUUCUUUGCAAGUUUACGCACUACUUCUUCACCGUUUCCAUGCUCGUGAGCAUAUUUACGCUUUCCGCCAUGUCCGUGGAUCGCUACGUUGCCAUCGUGCACUCGCGCAAGUGCUCCGGGGUGCGCGUGGCUCGACACGCCGUGCGCGCCAUCGCUGUGAUCUGGGCUCUGUCACUGGCCAUGGCGGCCCCCGUGGCGCACUACCAGAACAUCAUCAAGCGCGAGGAGAACGCCACGUACUGCUGGGAGCUGUGGCCGAGCGCGCGGGACCGGAAGAUCUACGUGGUGUGCACGUUCGUGUUUGGCUACGUUCUGCCACUGUUACUUAUCUGCUUCUGCUACGCCAGUGUUUUAAACCAUUUACACAAGAAACUGAAGAACAUGUCCAAAAAAUCAGAGGCCUCUAAAAGGAAGACGGCACAGACGGUGUUGGUAGUCGUGGUGGUGUUCUGCCUCUCCUGGCUCCCUCAUCACAUCGUCCAUCUGUGGGUCGAGUUCGGCUCGUUCCCUUUGAACCAAGCGUCUUUUAUGUUCCGUGUCGUCGCACACUGCCUGGCCUACAGCAACUCCUCUGUCAACCCCAUCAUCUACGCUUUCCUCUCUGAAAAUUUCCGGAAGGCAUACAAGCAAGUGUUCAAGUGCCAGGGCAACGGGGGAUCUCCGUCCAACGACGUCAAGGGAGUGCGCAGCAAAGCCGAGACGCCACCCAUCACCAACUGUACCAGUGUCUAACAGAUGUACACUGAAUGUCAAAAUAAAAAGGCAUCUUUCUUUUUAAACACAGAAGCACCUGACCUGAGUUAAGGACCAUGAAAGACAGUUACUUUAUGUAUAUAAAGCUUCCUUUAUGCAGUGUGUACAGUAUUCAAUCUUUGCCCUGAUUCUUCUGUCUGUUCUCAGCCUGGUUUCCAUGUCAAUGUCCAGCUUGUAAAAACAGCCACUUAUGAGCAUGAGAGGAAAUUCUCGGUGGAUGAGUCGGGAACAAAUAGAAGGACAGUGAGCAUUGAGAAGGGCACUUUGAACAGAAAAUGGAGAAAAUGAGAACACUGACGCUGACCUGAGAAUCUAAAGCUCUGCUUUUAUGGAGAACAUCGAUGAUGUGUAUAUAGUAUGUUCUAAAAACCCCAAAUAAGCCAUAAGCUUUGUAUUCAGCACGUCUAUGGAAAAGUCUGGUCGCUUUUCAAUGUCUAUAUAAAUUUGAUCCCAGUGUCUCCUCUUUCACUGUAAAGUAAGUGAAGCUAAUCUUAAGUAAAGUUGUUGUUUCUUGACACCUCUCAGGUUGUCUUUAACAAAUCCAGCGCGUCCAGUUCAGAGUCUACGGAAACAAGCAGACAGAUGAACGGACACCACGUUCUCCAUCUACUGUAACCUCUUUAUUUAUCUCUUCAGAGAACUUCCGACGAGCUAUAAUUCAUUUACAUUUCCAAGCAAGCUAGUAUGUAAAAGCUAACCUAGCAAGAAAAAAAAUAACUAGUGAGUAAAAGCUUACCUAAAAUUCAAAAGAGUGAAACAAAACAAAGCAGAAGCUAAUCAGUGGUCAAAAAUUAAGUCUAGCAAAAAUCCAGCAAGACGAAGUCUCUGCUAAUAAUAAUCAAAUGCUAACUACUGAGUAAAAGCUAAACUUACAAAACAACAAAAGAAAAACAAAAGCUAAUUACAUGUCCUGACUACAUUUGAGGUGAGCUGAACCUUUGCUGUAAAAUGAGAGUGCUGCAAAAGCUACGAUUGAACCCGAAUGCCGUCUGUAUUUUCUCUCGUCAAUAUUUCACAAUAUGUCUUGCAUGUUUACUCUAAACCUUACACGGCAUAAACCAGGAUCCAGUGCUCAAAAAUUUAGCUUUAAGGCAUAGAUCCUUGUGCAUGCUUCAUGUGUGUAUGUGUUGAUUUUGCCGUUAUUUAUGCCAUUGUUGUAUAUUAGUGAGAGGAAAUGUGUGUGCUUCUUUUC